Messenger RNA from Gadus chalcogrammus (walleye pollock), 2337 nucleotides. Its product is annotated as alpha-2-macroglobulin-like. Bases 1 to 2166 code for a protein of 721 amino acids. Gene Ontology annotation, cellular component: extracellular region. The transcript is spliced from 21 exons. The record is from RefSeq and is a predicted model, not a curated record. NCBI's taxonomy places the organism in Eukaryota, Metazoa, Chordata, Actinopteri, Gadiformes, Gadidae.
AUGACUGUGCGGCUGGAGAAGAUGUACAGCGAAGCAGCAGCCUCGCCCCGUGAGAUCCUGUCCUUAACGGAGAAAGUUGCCAUCACCAUCGAUGCUUGGAAAGCAUUGACUACGGAGGCGUAUGCCUACGGGACCGAGACCGUUCACUUUUUCACCGACUGGGUUGUGCAGAGUCGUGGUAUCUUCACUUUAGCUGUUUUCAAUCAAGGAGACUUUGUGGCCGAGUAUAGAGGGGAGCUCAUUGAUGCAGCCGAAGCUGAACAUAGACAGACCAGAGAAAGACCAGAAGUCCAGUCCUGCAAUAUGACAUCAGGCAGCUCUGCUUGUGAGACACCGAAUGGAGAGCAGAGUCAUCCAGUCCCACACCAGACAGUCCAGCGCAUGAGGUGCACUGUGUCAGAGGUCCAAGUGGCACUUCUUCUGCGAAAGAGGGGAUGGGAGAAGUUGGUGUCCAGCACCUUGCUGUGUUCUCAGCAGACCUUGGCAGUGACUACACCACUGGUCACGCGUUCUCUCAUCGUGAAGGCUGAGGGAACGGAGCAGACUAAGACACACAACAUCUUGCUCUGUCCAAAAGGAGAGAGUCUUCAGGAGAAGGUGGAGCUCAGCCUACCUGAGGAUAUGAUCCAAGGAUCUGCCAGAGCUUCAGUUUCAGUCCUGGGUGACAUCUUGGGCCGAGCCCUCAAGAACCUAGACGGUCUGCUGAGCAUGCCGUAUGGAUGUGGAGAGCAGAACAUGGCUCUACUCGCCCCCAAUAUUUACAUCCUGGAGUACCUGACCAACACACAGCAAAUCACCUCAAAGAUUAAAGCCAGGGCCACUAACUUCUUGACCAGUGGCUACCAGAGGCAGCUGAACUACAAGCAUUCAGAUGGAGCUUACAGCACCUUUGGAACUGGAUCUGGGAAUACCUGGCUCACAGCAUUUGUGCUGAGAUCCUUCGUCAAAGCAAAGUCUUUCAUCUACAUUGACCCAACCAUCUUAGCGGACGCUAAGUCUUGGUUGGAGAGCAAACAACAAGACAACGGCUGCUUCCAAAAGUUGGGCAGUCUGUUCAACAACAGAAUGAAGGGAGGCGUCUCAGACGAAGUCACUCUCUCUGCGUAUGUGACGGCCGCUUUGUUGGAGACCAAUAUGUCUGUUUCUGAUCCACAGAUAAACAAAAGCAUGUCUUGCCUGAGGCAAAGCCUGGGUGAUAAAAGCAACACGUACGCCACGUCUCUGCUGGCUUAUGUCUUCACCCUGGCUGGAGACAUGGAGGCACGGACUUUGCUGCUGGAGCACCUGGACAAGGUGGCCACACAGGAAGGGGGAAACCUCUACUGGUCUCAGAGGUCUGAGAAGUCAAUGUCCCUCUCCGUGGAGAUCAGCUCCUACGUGCUGCUGGCCACUCUCAGCGCCACCCCCACCACUGCUGACCUGGGCUACGCCUCGCGCAUCGUCAGGUGGCUCACUAGCCAGCAGAACUCCUACGGAGGCUUCUCCUCCACACAGGACACGGUGGUAGCUCUUCAGGCCCUCGCUCUUUACUCUACACUGGUGUUCAGCCCAGAAGGCUCCAGCACUGUGGACGUCCAGCUCCCCAGCGGCCAGAUGACCUUUGAGGUGAACCAGGACAACAAACUGCUUUACCAGGAGAGGUCGAUGAAGGACGUGACGGGAAAAUACAGUGUGGUGGUGAAAGGCACUGCUUGUGCCUCCAUGCAGUUGUCUCUUCACUACAAUAUUCCAACGCCAAGAGAUGAAUCGAGUUUCCGGAUCAAGGUGACACCCGACUCUGAAUGCAGCACCAACCAGCUGAGGCCUAAGGUCACCCUUAGGCUAGAGUCCAAAUAUGUGGGAAAGGAGGAUUCCACCAACAUGGUGAUGGUGGAUAUUAAAUUACUGUCUGGAUUUGUUCCUGAGCCAAAGUCUUUGAGAAAGCUCAAGUCUGCACUGCUGGUGGAUCGCGUUGAACAUAACGACGAUCACGUCAUCAUUUACUUGAAACCGUUUUUUGCGGUUGAUGUGCCCAUCAACCACUUUUUAGACAUCUUGCAGGACAUUGAAGUGGAGAACCUGAAGCCUGCUGUGGUCAAGAUCUACGAUUACUACCAGCAAAGUGACCAGGCUGAGACAGAAUAUAAUGACCCUUGUAAUAAAAAGUUGAGGAUUGCAGAUGAAUAAGCAGAUAUUCAACACUUAACCCAAGCUUUCAACAAUGCAAAAACUCAACCAUUUUGUUCAAAGUAUAUUGGUCGAUAUAUUACUACUCAUUGUUUGUUAUGUGGUAUUAUUGGUGGUUUUAUGUCACAAAAUAAAAUACUUUGUUGCAUUUAAAAUGUAUCCUUCAUCAAG